Molecule: messenger RNA, 8351 nt
Organism: Gymnodraco acuticeps
Lineage: Eukaryota; Metazoa; Chordata; Actinopteri; Perciformes; Bathydraconidae
Gene: ccser2a
Product: coiled-coil serine-rich protein 2a
Exons: 11
Coding region: 665-3748 (1027 amino acids)
Biological process (GO): microtubule bundle formation
Cellular component (GO): microtubule cytoskeleton
Molecular function (GO): microtubule binding
Source: RefSeq, a predicted model, not a curated record
AACUGCUCUGGGAAGUCAGUUAGCACCGUGAGGUAGUCUGCUGUGGUUAGUUUAUUCUCAUACUUAGGAGCUGUUUUCUAUGAGGAUUUUACAGCCCGGAUUAAUGUUGACGUCCUCCCGUCUUUUUCAGUCGGUAACGCUCGGUGUCAUUAGUUUAUCCGUGUUGUCAUCGUGACAGUUAAACUAGCGGCUAAAAGAUAGAGUAGCUUCAGGCUAUUUUAACCUUAAAGUGGAAUUACUUCAUGGAAAUAUGAGGAUUCACAUUUGUUUAUUAUCCACUAAGCUAAAUGUACAGGACUCGAAAACAGACUUGACAUGUCAAGAAGCUUUUCAUUGAACUUGUGUAGUGGCUAUGGGCUAGCCAUCACAUAAAUGAAUCCUAACUGUUUUAAACGGAAAGUGAAAGACUAACGGCCUCUGCUUUACUUUACAACAUGUUAUUUACAAGCUAAGACGAACAAGAUGGAGUGUUUGCUGACCCGUAAUUGAGGUUGUAAACAUGAGUUUCACAGCAUAAGAAGACUACAAAUGGUUUACAAUGGGACAACUCUGGGUUUAUGGAAGCCAUCCAAAUGACCUUGGACCUUUAAUCGUUUGAUGGUUUUUACAAGUGGAGCCAGAUUGUGUGUGAUUCCAUGUUCCUCCAUGCCUUUUUUGGCAUCUAAUGGAAGAAAAAUCACACAUCAGGUCCGCCAUGGUAUCCAGACUGCCUAAGUUCGGUGGACGCUCCUCGACUGGUGCUGCCAGCCCCUUGUCCAAUGGUUCUACACACCCGACCACCCCCACUCAGGAUGGAAAGAUCACUCCCUCAGGAACACGGCCAAAUGGCGUAAUCCGAGCCUCUUCAUUUUCCUUCAAAUGGAAGAGAGACGAGGGGACAACCCCCUCGAGCCCCACCAGCCCUGAGGAUGGAGUUGAAGAAAAGGCUCAGACACUGCUCCCCCCUCUGGUAAAGGAGGUGAGAAUUGGCUCUCCAUCGACGCCCAAGAUGCGGAGGUCAGGUAUUUUGACGGUGGCUGUCUCCAGUCCCAAGGCCAUCCCCAAGCAAUCCUUGAAGAUGAGUCCCAAAGUAGUGACCAAGCUAGACCAAAGCCCACUGAACGGAGGUCCUAAAAUUGCAGCCCAUAAUGGCUUCAGCAGUCCAGUUCGAACGGGGUCAGAAUCCCGACUUGUGCGGCCGAGAGCAGGCUUGAGCUCUCCCAGAAGCAGCUCUCAAGACAGCCUGUCCCAGUCAAGUGACAGCCUGACGACCUUGGCACUUGACAACAUGGUGCGCUCAAACAGCUUCACUCACUUCAAGCAGAUUCCCUCACCCACCAGCCAGCCUAUGACGCGGUCCUUCUCCUUCAACCGGGCUGUAGAGCUAGCCAAGCCUCUGGCAAACACUCAGCUCCGGCCUCCUCGCAGUAGUUUUCUCAAACCCCCUCAGCUGAGCAAUGGAAGAGUGGGUUUAGGACUCGGAGGCCUGAAUAGCGGCCUUGGAGGUUCAGGAGGUCUAGGUGGAGGACUUCAGUACAGUAGACCACCUUCAGCUGCCUCUUCUCUCUCAAUCCCUCCAGCGCCCACUACUCCUAGUCCUCUGAGAAAGCCUCUGCUCCCCAGCUGUGUGCUCAACAAGUCAUUGGGAAGCAGUGGUUUGUCUUUGGGCUACAGGCCGGCUCGAUCUGGGCAGACCAAACAGCAAAAGCCACUUUUUCCAUGUAGGGUCAAGGGGGAUAUCAGACCUUCAACUGCCCCUGAAUUUGCAGGGCUAUUAGGGAUAGCAAUAGACAUUGAGCGGACUAGUGAGACUGCAAAAGCAGUCUCUCCCAGUGACAGUGAUGGAAGCUCCGGAGUAGGAAAAGGAGGAAAAAGUGUGCUUAAGAUCUCUGGCCAGACAGCAGGUGAGACUUUGGAGGACAUGUCCUUAUCCUCGGCCUCCUCUCUAGACAGAGGCGACACCAGUGAAGAUUUUCUAGAUGACUUUGACUGUCUGGGAGAUGGGUUCAGUGAUGGGGACCUGCCUGACAACAGAAUAACUGACAGCACUACUCAAACUCGCUUACACAGCUUUCUCAAUGAGAGCCUUGACUGGGACACUAUGGAUCUGGCAGGACAUAAAGAAGAGAGCCCUAUGCAGGACUCUCAGGGACCGCUGGGCUUGUCUUCAGAGCCGGCUGACGUCCUUCAUGCUUCGUCUGUGGAGAUGUCGCCCUCCAACAGCUCUGGUGGAACCUACAUGUGGGAUGAGGAUGGUCUCGAGCCACUUGGGGGGCCGGGGACACAUCCAUGUGACAGCUAUGAUGAUUCAGACCUCAACAGCAUGGAUAUGCUUAACAACCUGGACCCUCCGGCAUCUGGAGAGCUGGAUGAGGAUGACCUCAUGCUGGAUGUGGACCUCCCAGAGGACGGCUUGCACGACGCUGACAGGAUGUCCCACUUUGAGUGCUCAGAGAGGGCCGGUCGGCAAGGGCAGCAGCAUAGACACCAUCGCUGGAGUGGACCAGAUAACUUCUACAAUGAUAGCAGGGCCCAUGUUGUUCAACACUAUGACAGUCUCAAGGCUUCGAGGGUCUCUUCACGCUCUGUCCCCUCUGAAGGCAGGCAUCAUGGCUACUUGGCGAUGCUGGAUGAACUCACACUCGAACACGUGACUCAGGACUGCGGCUCGCUGAAGAACCAGCUGCUCAGGCUCAAAACAAUGCUACAGCUUGAGGAUACUGACUCUCCAGCAGAUGUUCCUGAAGAUAUUGAAGACAAUACAACUGCAUCACAGUUGGAGGAGCUGAUCAAGGAAGUGCAGGUGCUCAGAGAGGAGCUGAGGAGCCGAGACAAGACCAUCGCUCAGCUCACAUUGCAGUGCCAACAGUUACAACAUCAGCGGGAACCAAUGCCUGCACAGGGGCGGUCGGUCAGAUGUCAGUGUCACCACCAGAGGGCGCCCUCUUCACUACGACAGGGAGACAGACAGAUGGACAGACGGACGCAGCAUCACUAUGACAAAGCCACGCAGACCUACUGGAGACCACCGAGCCACGCUCCUCAAAUACUUCAGCCUUUCAACCCCUGCCUCAACGAGCACCUCCACCAGGGAAGACAAGUAAAAACUCCCCCCACCGAGGGCCACAGUGACUUCACAAGGAGUAGAUCAGAGGAAGAAGGAACGCACAAUGAUGCUUGUUGUCCUCCUGAUGACCCCAUGGCAGAUGUGUCUGAGCCGGCAGACCCCGACGGGCUGCCUCGUCUCCUCCGCACCCACCUACGUCCUGCAGCUCCACAGGGAUUCGCUGCCAGAGACAGUGCAGCAUCAGAAGCUCAGUCUGCAGCCCAGCGUGGAGGUGGGGCACCCGCUGUGAUUUCGCAGAGCUCUGUCACUCCUAAAUCUGCUGGUUCCUCUAGCCCUCGCAUGCUGCAGCCCCCUCGCCUUCACAAGCGCGUGUCUCUUCCCGCACUCAAGCCAGGGGGCGCUGGUAGCUUCGCCUCUCUGAAGCCAGGCUGCUCUUUAGGACCCCUGGCUAACCGGACCAAGCAGCUGCCCCCUCCGUCUAGAGGCCUUCCCUGCUUUAACGCUGGACCCCAGGUUCAGUCUCUAAGUCUAUGUCGCACUUCACUGCUUCAGCCUCGCAGAGCAUCGGAGCCUUUCAGUGAUCCGCGGGGCUCCCACUCCAGCCUGGAGGAGCCCAAUCAGGGGACACUCAGAGACCCUCGGUCUGCCAGGAUCCUGAUCCCUUUGAGUCGCUCAGGCCUCCCCAAGCCAAAGAUUCCCUGAGGAGCCUAAUCUCACCCGUCAGAACUUAAAACAGGAUUCACUCUGACAUUGAUAUUCACCCCCUAUAGACAUUAUAACAGUGUCAGUGUUUUUCCUUUUGGAUGUCACCAGGACAUACACUGAGCUCAUUAACCCACAUGGACCAAUCAGGGACUGCCUGUGUCACUGACAUUGGUUUUGUGACUGCGGCAUUCACAUCUACAACUCCCACAUGAUUAACUGAUUUAAAUAAAGUAUGAGCAGGAUAUUAUCUUCCAUAGUGGUAUGUGACAGUUUUCAGGUUCAGGGGGAUUGAUGAAAGAAGAAACGUCCAUUUAACAAGCAUUGCGCAUGCAUAUGAAUGAAUGAUAGUGUUACCAUUCAGAGGGGACAGCUUUCGUUUUUUAUACCCGCUGGCUGUUAUGAAGUUUCAAAGUUUAAGUUCGUAGCUGUGCCCUUUGACACACAAGUGCAUUUGGUUUCAAACAUGGAGGUGACAAAUGUGACCUUUUCAGUGUAAUAGAAGACCCAGAGGCAGAUGGAGGCAAACAUAUAGAGUGGUAAAAAGAAGGAUAACAUAAAAGCAGAAGUGGCAUGGGGGCUGGUUUGAAAAACAAAUUUGUCAAAGUGCUCUGGAGCUGUCACUCCCAGAAAGAAAAUGUGUUUUUGUAAAUGUGCCAGUGUAUGUAUGGAGGUGAGAAAUGACAGACGUAGAGGUGAAGUGCAUACAUGUUUUUAUUUCAGUUGCAAUUCACACCCUCUGUGUACAAUGAAUGCAUCUCAGACGGGAAUAUAGGCUUAUAGAAAACAGUACCAUGCUGGUGGUGGAGAUGAUGGUUUCAUCAUUUAGUUGAGAGAGCGGCGUACAAAAGCACUCGCACUUAAGUGUGCUCAGGUACGACGUAGGCGAACACACACAGUACUGAACAGUGUGAAGCAGUUAUUUUAGGGCUACUCUAGAGAUGGAAAACAGUGAAGAGUACCAGGAAACAUUAUGUGUGACCUGAGUGAGGAGAAAAGCAUGUAACAAAAUUAAUUUAUUAUAUGAGUCUUUGAAUCCUUGUCCUAAUAAAAAAAUAAAAAAGAACACGCAACAUUUCCAGUAAUGUGAGAAAAGGGUCAAUUCAACCUUUUUUUGCAUUUGUGUAAUGCUUGCUUCAUUCUUAAUGACCCACACAUGUAAAGAUCAGCUUACAGGAACUCAUUCGAUGUGUGAAGCUGCUGCCUGGUGUGUAUACUGAAUGUGAGGUUGUGUAUGUGUGAGUAUGAGUGUGUGUGUCUCCCUCCUCCCCCCCUCCUCCCUCUCCUCCUCUCGCUCUCUUGCACAUCUCUUUGGGAACAUCAAAGGUAUUAGUGUGUUAUUUUCAGGUAGGGAGCCUUUGGGGCUUUAGUGGUGUUUCUGUUGGAGCUUUGGAGAAUUGUGUUUAUCUCUCCUUUGCGGAGCCCUUUUUGCAGUCAAACGCUCUCGAAAAUGUUCCCGAACGGAGAGCAGCAGUGUGUUAAAAAGGCCUUCUGACAGCAACUCAGCUCUCUUCUCUGUCACGCCGCGUGACCGCUUGGUGUACGCCUCUGGCACUGUCCGGUCUACUGCGUCCAAUAAUGCACCCUACAUAGACGGAGUGAGACAGGAAGAGAGAGAGAGUGACACACAGACAUAUAACACGCAUACACAUCCGGACACACAAGAUACAUUGACGCACAAGAACUCUGAUAAAACUCAAAGAGACACAAAACUCAGUUCACACUUCCUGGUAGCCAACCAAAUGGGCCUACAUGCACACACUUUGAAUUCUAUAGUAAAUAAUUAAAAGUGUUGUUGGUGUUGUUUUGGUAGUUUUCACAAAAUGAGCUCGCCAAGUACACAUUGAUCCAUCUGCCACUGCAGCCAAGAAAAAGGUGGCACUCCCUGGAUUACCCUGGAAAUGGGUAGAGGCUGGAAAUGUGGAUCCAUGUGGCUGAUAAAGCGUGUUUACCUGUUGGAAAGAUUCAACACUGUGCUAAACCAGCCAAGCAGUCAACACUGCAAUGGGAAGCCAAGAAAAAAACCCAUUUAUUUAAAUGAAAACAGAGACAGAACGUAUAUAGAGAGGAUGAGAAAGAUGCACAGAGAGAGACAAGAAGACGGAGCGUGAAGAGAGAGCAAAGACUAAUAGAUGAUGAGAUGAAAUAGUGAAUGUGCUAUGAUCAGGAUAAGCUGGCAGGCGUUUCUGCUUGUGAAUGUCUAUAAAAUGUCGUCACGAUUUGCGUAAGAGAGGAGAGUGACACAGAAUACUUAACAUGUUAAUGUGUGGGCUCCGUGGUCCGGAGAAUGGCUCACUAACUGCUUAGUUAUGCCAAACAGGAAAUCAAUGUUUCCCGCUAUAUGUUUGUGCAUCUGUUUGUGUGUGUAUGUGCGUCUCCAAACACCUCUGGCUGCCAGUGUUUUUGUGGUGUUAGUGAGUGUGUGAGAGAAAGAUGUGUCUGCCUACAGGCCAAAGGCAGACCCAUACCAGGGAAGCGGGGCACUGUCAUCCUUCCUGUGCUGUGUUCCCUAUCCCCCAAUCAAUGUCCCUGCUCAGUUUAGCAUUCAAGACAAUCAGUCUUGCUAGCUUUGCUAUAACAAAACCACAACUGGGCUCUCUGUAGCAACUUGGAUCGAUUCUAAUGCGGGAUCUUGAUUCACGUUUUGUGACUCACACACUGCAUUGCACAACAGGAAAAAGCACCCAGGUUGUUCUAUAGUAUUACUUCUUAAUGAGCACCAAACUCACAUUAUCCAUUACUGCAAGAACAAAACACAGGGGCAUAUUUGCACCUGCUAUAAUCUGUACUUGUGUUUCGAGAACAGAUCAGAUGUGUGUGUAUAAGAAGCUGCGUUUACAAACCCACAGAUAAUUAGCCCCUACUGUAAAUCUCUAGGUCCCCUCGGCUUGAAAGAUGAUUUUAGCCUCUUUCAAUAUCCAUCAAGGUCAUUUCCAGAUGGAGCAGGCAGCUGUUUCCAGUGAAAAAAAGCUCUGAAAAACCUACUGUAUCCUACCUGGCCAAAACCAUACGACGGAGAGAAAGAUUAAAGGUGGGGUAGGUACAUUUCAGAAACCGGCUCAAGUGCACUAACAUUUGAAAGUACACAGCCGAAAAGAAUCCGCCCCUUCCUUCAGACUUCCUUACAGAGCACCUCCUCCAACACACAUGAACGCGCAAUGCACGCCCAAUUACGGCACGCCCAAUGAGGGCACGAGAUACAUUUGUGCGUGCACGAGAUGGAAGGCUGACAGACAGGGCGGCAAUCCAAUCCGUUUAGCCGGGCCGGCUAAAAUGAUUGGUCGUGCUUUUUACAGUAUUACGGCUUCCACAGAUGACAUUUUUUAAUGGAUUUUUUUGUCAAAGCACUUGAGAUAUUCAUUGCUAUCGGGAUGUUAAGAGCAUCCCAUGGAAUAUAACAAAAAGUGUAUCUCGAGCCGGUUUCUGAAACAAUCGAGCUGCAGCUAGCAAAACAAUUUGCAAAGAAGAAAAUAAAAAAACACACUUGGACACAAACAUGACUCCAAAUUAGUGAAUGAGUAAAUAUUACAAGCUAUUGUUUGCUAACAAAAUGACCCUAUAAACUUUAUAAGGUGUCAAUCUGUUGUUCUGGGUCUACAGCUAGUGUCCGCUGCUUUCAAGAUGCCACAAAUAAUGAGUUAAUGCAUGUGUAAAACCAUAAUGAGGAGCUGUUGUUUUGUGGCCAUCUUCUACCUUCUCCUGUUGACGGUUUUAAAGUAGAGUGCUUAAACUUGCAAAAAUGCCUUUGCUUAUUUUUGGAGUAACUCUCUUAUAUUUGACUGUGUUGCAUUGCAUUUCCCAUCAGACACAGCACAGUCCACUGCUUCAAAUCUGCCACGUAGUAUAUCUAUUUAUAUCCCCAUAAUAUGCAAUGUCAUUGUGUUAAUCACAUUCAUAAUACUAUAAAACUACUACAGCCGUUAAGCACUGUCUUGUGUAUACUGUGCAAUAAUGUCUUGAAGCUGAAACAAGGGAGCGCUACACUGUUUUUUGCAACCUUUUAUGCAAAUGUAAAAAAGCUAAUAAAGCUUUUUAAAAGUUCUAAUCUUAAGCACUUUAAAUGACAUUGGUUGUUAAUGCUGAAUGAACAUUGAACUGGAUUUAAAGAUACUUGGUUCUGAAGUACAUUUUGAUUUCUAAUAUUAUUUUCCUUUUCCCAGUGUGUGUCUGUUUGCAAAGGUAUUCUAUUUUCUAAGUAGCCAUGUGAGACGGCCAUAAAGGUUGAACCAAAAAUCUAACAAGGGUGUUUCAGCUAACCUUCUGUAAGUGGCCAAAUGUCACCGUUUACUAUGUUUCUUUAAAAUGUUGUUUCCAUCCAAACUGCUUGCAUGUUAGACUAAUAACCUCCAGCUGGUUUACGGAAAAUGUCAAACAUCAGAGCAGAAUAUGGUGCUGUGCCAUGAAAGAGAGGCCACAGGUGAAAUCCCUGUGGUGAGGUACUUCUUUGAAUGUUAAUGUUGUGUAUUGAUCCGGAUCAUAGACCGUUGUCAACGCUUACAAACAUAAAGCUGCUGACCUCAGUUGAAGAUGAGAAACCUCAUUCUUACUGUUUUCACUGUCUACUGGUUUUAUUUCUGGAAAUAAAGUAUGAUUGUGAAACUAA